AUGGCACGGAUACGCAACCUCCCCUACUACGCCUACCUGCGGUACUGCAUCCACCGACUCCAGGCACAUAUAGACGCAAGCAGUAGGAUCACCACCUACCUCUCCACGCAGCGGGGAAUAGAGGAGUACGCCUACCGCAUCACUCUGAACAACACCCAAUUCAACGCCAGCGGUGAUUUCGAAACCUGGGCACGGCGUGACGAGAAGCUGCGUCGAGGCCUCGGGGGCCUGGAGGCUAGGGCGGUGGUUUUGGGUAGAGCGGAAGAGGCGUUGCUGGUGAGGAUGGAGGUGCUGAGAGAUGCGUUGUGUCAGGUGCAGAAGGGUGUAUUAAUUGUAAAGGUGAAGAAGGUACAUGUAUGUAGAGUAUUGUGGGGAACAUGA
Molecule: messenger RNA, 381 nt
Organism: Morchella importuna
Lineage: Eukaryota; Fungi; Ascomycota; Pezizomycetes; Pezizales; Morchellaceae
Exons: 1
Coding region: 1-381 (126 amino acids)
Source: RefSeq, a predicted model, not a curated record